Messenger RNA from Phialemonium atrogriseum, 2778 nucleotides. Its product is annotated as telomere repeat binding factor-domain-containing protein. Bases 1 to 2778 code for a protein of 925 amino acids. Gene Ontology annotation, molecular function: protein homodimerization activity; double-stranded telomeric DNA binding. Gene Ontology annotation, biological process: telomere maintenance via telomere lengthening. NCBI's taxonomy places the organism in Eukaryota, Fungi, Ascomycota, Sordariomycetes, Cephalothecales, Cephalothecaceae. The transcript is spliced from 6 exons. The record is from RefSeq and is a predicted model, not a curated record.
AUGGCAGACAUUGCUCCUGAUUUGGCUGCAGACCUGCUUGCAGCCUUCGCGUCUGUCCCUGACGACAAGGUUGAGCCUGGGCCCACGAUCCCCGAACCAGAGGUCACAGAGCCUACGACGUCACCUUCGAAACGGCCGCGGACAGCCGAACUUGACGACGAAGGUUGCGCCGAGAAGCGACAAAAGACAGAUGAUCAUGGGUCCCCGGGGAAUGUUCUCCCAGACAUGGGCUCGACCAGCUGGGAUAUCUCCACCAUGAUCCAGAAUGCGCUGGGAUCUCUGGACGAGCAAUUGCAUCAGCCUGCCGUUACAGCAGACGAUGGCGCGAACUACAAUUCCACCGCGGACACAACCCAUCCUCAGCCCACGACUGCGCGGAAGGUAGAGCAGAAGCGGAUGAAGUUCUCCAGCAAUCCAUACUAUGUGAUGCGGACCAUGAGCCUGCCAUUGUUGGGCAGUUUGGCCGUCCAGAUCCUGCUCGCUCUCUCACAACAACCCAGGCAGGAGACCCUGGCGCUUAUCGCUGACCGGGAGUCGGAAUAUCGCAAGGCUUACGACCUCCUAAAGAAUUCUCUGGAGCACGCGAGACGAAUAUUCUCCGAGUCGUCGCCCCUUCUUUUCGCCGACGAUCUGGAAGUCAGCGAUUCUGAGGACCGCGAGACACUACGGAUGUCGAAUCUUGCCGCCAUAAGCUCCAGUGUGCUUCAAGGAGACGAUGGUCUCGUCUCCGAAUGUCACGAGAACUUUGCGGCGGUCUUCAUACCGGAAGAUGGAGAGUUUGCCGAGAACACGGCAAAUUUGUGCAUCAGUUUCAAGACACAGGCGUUCUUGAUAUCGAUGAAGCAAACCGAAGAUAGUCAGGGCAGAUCCGAUGCGCUAGAUGCGCAUUUCCCGGCCAAUGUGGACGAAACUGAAAGAGAGAGGUUAGCGUCGGGGAUCAGGACUCGGAGACAGGAGCUACUUGAGUCCAUCCUCGACGACGAGAAGAGAUCACGGUUGGCAGAGCUGUAUCCGUUCGAAAGCCUCGCUGAUGAUCUAGGCGCAUACUUGCAAAGCCAGUUGGGAGCGACAAUAGAGUAUGCAGAAAAGUAUGGGAUCAACAUCCCGAUCAGCGAGGACUUGGCCGUCAGCGAACCGUUGGAAAAUGGCCAACUUGAGACCGAUCACGACGAGCUAUCCCUGCUCUUACAGAACGCAACAUCCGGCCUGAUCCCAAAUGGUGCGGAGGAUUCGGCAAACAUGGAUCUCGGCUCGAGUACAAAUGAAGGCUCUACCAGCUUAAGCGACAGUCUGGGUCUUGGUAAACUCAUACAGGAGUCUCUAUCAGGCCAAGGUGACCCAGCGAAGGAGGAACUAGCAGACACGACAGCGACAAACGGGACUGGGACUGAUAUGUUCGAUUCAGGGGGUCUCGCAUCCUUGAUCGCAUCAAAACUGAACACGGGCUUUGGGAACGUCUCAAACGGCAGCCCCAGUUUCUCCAGUUCUCAGCCGUAUCAUCCAACAACGCUACCCCCCAGCAGUGCCGCUCAACUCAACCAGCUAUCUCAAACACCGUACUAUUCAUACACCCACCAACCCCCGCCGCCACCGCAACCUCCCGCAGAAGGAGGAACGCUCCCCCCCAACCAGACAUUCCCCACCUCGAUACUGUACGAGCGGGCCCGACAGGCAGCUGUUGCCAAGUCGUCUUCCACUGCCCGGCGCGAGGGACUCCAUUCUACGCGCAGGGCCUGGACCCCUGAAGAGGAGAAGGCUCUCAUGGCUGGCUUGGACAUGGUUAAAGGCCCCCACUGGAGCCAGAUUUUGACACUUUUUGGGCAAAAUGGAGCCAUCUCGGAUAUUCUAAAGGACAGGACACAAGUUCAACUCAAAGACAAGGCUCGGAACCUCAAGCUCUUCUUCCUCAAAACCAACUCGGAGAUGCCUUAUUAUUUGCAGUGCGUCACCGGUGAGUUGAAGACACGGGCGCCCAGCCAGGCUGCGCGGAAGGAAGCCGAGGAAAAGGCACGACUGAAUUCAGAGGAGGAACACGCGAGGCUCCAAGGGAUCACGACGCAUGCACAGAGCCUCCACAACAAUAACCGGAAUACCAGCAGCCCAGUGCCGAUCUCGGGAGCGUCAACGUCCACGAGAGCGAGCCCUGUAACGCCCGGUGUUGGGGUCGCGAUCCCGGCAUUCUCGCCCGUCAGGAACACACCCAUUGCCGCUGCCACAUCGCCAAAUGUGAAGAGCGAGCCGACGGACCCCCUAGCGAUGUACCAGGCCAAGAUGGAGCGGCUCGACAUGUCAGCGAUACAGCAGGCGGUGCAUCAGCCGGUGCAUCAGCCGGUGCAUCAACCGGUACAGCAGCCGGCGCAACAGCCGAUACAGCAGCCGAUACAGCAGCCGAUACAGCAGCCGAUACAGCAACCAACGCAACAACCCAAAAUCGAACGACCGGAACAGCCAGUUGUGCACCGGGCUGAGAUUGAGCGACCUACGAUGCAGCCAGGAGCACACACCGAGAUGCAGCCUGCAGGCCAGCCGGGGGUGCAAGAAGCUAAGAUCGAGCCACAAGUACUUUCUGCACGCCAGACCCAGCCUCAGAAGCCUUUAGUGCAGGCACAGUUGCAACAGGCGUCCCAACCGCAUGCACACCCCGUCUCAACUACGAGCGGCACCAGCACGCAAUCAGCACCACGUCCGGCGCCCCCCACCCCUCCGGUCACCAACCAUGAGACCACAGUGCCGGAAACGAAAACAUUUCAGCCUUCCGUGACAGCGCCGUCUAGCUGA